Monopterus albus (swamp eel) is the source of this 1070-nucleotide messenger RNA. RefSeq names its product signal peptidase complex subunit 2 (gene spcs2). Gene Ontology annotation, biological process: protein targeting to ER. The transcript has 5 exons. The record is from RefSeq and is a predicted model, not a curated record. NCBI's taxonomy places the organism in Eukaryota, Metazoa, Chordata, Actinopteri, Synbranchiformes, Synbranchidae. Gene Ontology annotation, cellular component: membrane; signal peptidase complex. Bases 9 to 683 code for a protein of 224 amino acids.
CUGACCGCAUGUUGUGUAGACACGUUAAGUUAGUGCACGAAUCUCGUGUUUUGUCCGUUUUUCUUCUUCCGGAAACAAGAAAAGUUGUACGUUCACAGCUGCGGUCUUUUAUAAAUUGGAGGAUUGAUGAGAAACCGGUGAAAAUUGAUAAGUGGGACGGAGCUGCUGUGAAGAACUCUCUGGAUGAUGCAGCCAAGAAGGUGCUGUUGGAGAAAUACGGUUACGUGGAGAACUUCAGGCUGGUUGAUGGUCGUCUGUUCAUCUGUACCGUUUCCUGCCUCUUCGCCAUGGUGGCUCUGGUCUGGGACUACCUGCACCCUUUCCCAGAGUCCAGACCAGUCCUUGCCUGCUGCGUCAUCUCAUACUUCAUCAUGAUGGGCAUCCUGACUCUGUACACCACCUACAAAGAGAAGAACAUCUUCCUGGUGGCCCUGCAGAAAGAUCCGGCUGGGAUGGACCCAGACCACAUGUGGCAGCUGUCCUCCUCCCUCAAACGGUUCGACGACCAGUACACGCUCCGAGUGUCCUUCACCGACGGAAAGUUGAAGAACUCCAGGGAAGCAGAGUUCACCAAAUCUGUGUCGGCAUUCUUCGAUGAGAACGGGACGCUGGUGAUGGACCUGUUUGAAAAGAGUGUUUCUAAGCUUCACGACAUGCUGUGCACAGACAAGAAAACCAAAUAGUCCAUUUGUUUUUGACACUGAUGGGAGGUCGGACCCUGAGCAGCAGAGCGGUCUCCUUCCAGUUUAUCGCUUCAUUUCAGUUCUUUACAAAGCAGCCUGCAGGGAGGUAACACACCACAGCCAACGAGUAGUCUGCUUCUUGGGUUUUAAAAUCACAGCACGUUCAGGUGGCGAGGCAGCUGAAAGUAGACCUGUUGGUGUGUUCAAAGACACUGCAGCCUCAGUUUUAUUUUGGGCAGAGGCUGAAUAUCAAUCUGCUGGUAUGAGAUGCAUGUUGUUAGCGGGUUUUCUUAAUCAUAACAUGACCUAACCUUUAGUAAAAGUGGUUAAUAGACAUUUCAGUUUACAGAGAGCGUUUGCGUUUACCUGCCAUCCAGGAGCGAAGAC